AAAAUAAUUAAGAUUUAAUAUGGAUAGUGAGACUGAAGUUAUUCUGCAAGCAAUUAACGAUACCGCUGAAGACAUCUGGAAAGAAUUUGAUGCUGACGAGAGUGGCUUUUUAGAAAGAGAAGAGUUCAAGAAUUUCUGCCUAAAGAUGUCUGAUGCCCUCAACCUUAAAAAGAUCACCGAGGAAGUUAUUGAUGAGAUGAUAAUUAAGUUUGAAGGGGAAUCUGGAGACAAAAAGAUCUCAAAGGAUGAGAUGAAGCGUUACCUUAAAGACUUGUAUGGAAUCAAGGAUGAGACCGAGUAAGAGAUACUAGAACCAUCAUAAUAGUA
Molecule: messenger RNA, 327 nt
Organism: Moneuplotes crassus
Lineage: Eukaryota; Ciliophora; Spirotrichea; Euplotida; Euplotidae
Source: the annotation of a GenBank genome assembly